AUCGGGAGCGCGCAGCGUCCGGAGAACCGUGCGCGCUCCCGCUGCACCAGAGCGAGGGGCGGGCAGGAGAUGGGAGCUGUGGGGAGAAAUAUAUAGUGAUGAAAAUGAUGGCGACCGAGGCGGAGGAGAUAAGACACCACACAAGCCCCUGUCCCGUCCCCGACAACAGUCUCAGCACUCUGUCCAUCAAAAUCACGCGGAAAAACCAGGAUAGACACUGGAAGUUGCGCUUUAUUUACCUGCAGUGCUAUUUCUUGACUAUUGCAACAAUACUUGGAACUGGAAUCCUAGGUCUUCCAGUAACGAUAGCCCAUGCUGGACUGGUGCCUUUUCUCGUCUCCUUUCUCGUUGGCUUCUUCGUCCAGGCUUUACUCAUCUACCUGUUUGUGGAACUUCUUCAGAAAUGUCAGGUUGUGCAGCUGGAAUCUCUAAAGACAGGCGUGGCAGAGUGUAUCGUGAUGGAUCAGGUUGGUAUGGAGGAUCCAGUACACACAGAGGAAGAGGAUGAUGAUGACAGUGAAAAUGCAGAAGCUGAUACAGGUUUACUCCAGACAGAUGCAGUACCUGUGCACAACCAAGAAGACAGCCUGCAGCCCAACCUUCAUCUGCUUGGCCACAUCUUCCUCUCCUGGCACAUGAGCCACGCCUUCAACUGCAUCCUUCUCUUCCAAUUUAUUUCGAUCGGGAUAAGUUAUGUCUUAGCUGGCAGUGAGGCGUAUGCAGCUCUUCUGAAUGUCAGCCACAUCUAUGUGAUCCCAGUCUUCACCUGGAUUCUAACUCUUGCCAUCUUACUGGCCCAUACAGUCAUCCAACCAAUCACGUCAGUGCUCACCCUGCUGAAAGGCAUCCUACUCAUCGUUACGGUGGCUGUGACAUUUGCAGUGGGGUCAGAGGUCGGCCUUCAGAGCAGCAGUGACUUCAGUGAGAUGGGGAAACCUUUCCUAAUGGGCACAGUGGCUCUGGGAGGGAUCGUAAAUGUGAUGCCUCUGCUCUUCUCGCAGAUCUCACACAACAGAACGCAGAUCCUGUGGUUUCGAAGAGCUGUGCUCGCGGGUCUGACAACCUGCACUGUGCUCAACAUCCUCUGGUGCUGGGCAGUGCUGGAAAUUGUCCCCCAGACAUCGCUACCUGAGAGGCGGAUGGCUGCAGAAGCAACCACGCAGUCCGACUCCAGCAGCCUGUCUGGUCCUCAGUCCACUGUCCCUCCUGUGCUGUACUCCAACAUCUCUCUAGAAGAGUCUGAGAAAGCAGGAGAGAUUGCAACCAUCCCACUGACCAGGAUUAUUAAUGAACGUUACAGGGCCUACUCCUGGGUGGCUGAGCUGAUCCAGGUCUUUAUAGCCAUCAGUGUCACUGUGUCCUUCCUGGUGAUGGGAUCUGCCAUGAAACACACCAUUGAUGGUCUGGUGAGCUCGUUGUGGGGCAGCAAACUGGAGUGGCUGUCUAAAGCCUGGGAGAGAAACCUGCCAAACAAACAUCACAUCUGCUCAGCCAGGAGCAUGGCUAAAGGAUUCGUGUCACUGCUCGGGUUUAUGGUCAUCUUUAUCGUGUCAGUGUGUGACCCCAGGGGUUUUAUUGUCAUGUUAGACAAAGUUGUGUCUUUCUCCCUCAACACUGAAGUUGGACUGUUUAUCUUCAUCAUGCUGAGAGAAUCCAGAGAGGACAGAUUCCAGCACAUUGCAGUCCCUCUGCCAGUAGGUGACUGUGUCUUCAGCCUCAGCUGGCUGCUCCCCUGCUACUUCUUGUUUGCAGUCACCUACGACGUGCUGCAGACCCUGGCCGAGGUGACUCAUUACCUGCACUUCUAUAACCACGUCCAGGAAGCACACUACCACAAUCUGACGGAGAGUGUAACAGCAGCCAAUCUCUCCGUCCUGCUCUGAUCUGCAAGCAGACAGAUAACAGACUGACCAGACAGAGUUCAAAUUGCCAAAAAUAAAUCAGAAUGUUAGGAAAUGCCUUUUUAUUGUGUUCAUACUCAUCAAGCUCUGGAUACUAUAUGAAGAUUUUAAAGAUGAACAUUAUCGCUGUUUGAUGCCACCUUUGGAGGACUUGUUUCUUGUUUUUGCACUCCACGAAGUCAUUUUUUAUGACCCUGCUUUUUUUUCUCUUUAACGGCAGUUGUCUGCCUGCUCACUUCUUUUUUUAAAUGAACAGUCAACUUUAAGAUUAUGGGGAGCCAGAAAAUGUUCCCAUAAGACACUUGGGACAAGCUGUUUUCACAAUGUAAAUGCAAGUUUCAUCGACUGUAUUAUCAUUGAAUUUGAGUCUUCAAACCACAUUUAUGAUUUUAAAAAGGAGACUGCAACACCUUGAAGUCAGCCAUUGCUUGUACAGGCCAUAUUGUAAUUAUGAAAUGGUUAGAUCCUGGGACACAUCAACGUGGCUUAAAAUAGUUCCACCUAGCAUAGAAAAUAUGAUAGGCUGUUAGCAUGCAGCAGUCUGUGUAAUAGUAUUCUUGACUGAUUUAAAACCAGGUAGGUGAAGAAGGGGUACACACAGGUUUCUCCUUAACAAACUGUUAAAAGCACAGAGUUGAAGCCCCAAAUCUGAAGACUGUCUCCACUCGUACUGGUCUCUGGUAUUGUAGAAAUGUAAAUAUUUUCAAAGGUUUUGAUGAAAAACUAUAAAGCAGAGUUUAUGCUGAUUCACUUUAAAAGCACUGUGCAGUAUAAUCUUUUAUUUAAAUGAAAAUGUAUGUUGCUAUAUUCACUUUAUCUCCUAAACUUUGCCCCAUGGACAGUUUUUAUAGAGACAAUCCUGCUGCAAAUGAGCCCUGUGGGUGUGGGGAUAAGAGGUGUGUAUUGUUGAUUGUAGUCGUCCAAACUGAAACGUAAAGAUUUUUUUUUUUAAGCAUGAUCUAUUUAUCUUCCAAACAUAUAAAUAAUCAAUGAAGACCGACAUUACUGCUUAGCCUAUCAAAAAUCAUCAUUUAGCCAUUUAUUGCUUUUUUUCUUGCCUCAUGGCAAAUGCUCUGGGGCCCGGUACUGAUCCAUAGCCCUGUUUGAGCUGUUGUGUAUUCUAUUUAACAUUAUUCCUCCUGGAUCUGAUGAACUCUUAUGCAACAUUUAUCUCCAUCUUGUUUGUGUUUUCAUCCGCUUAAGUAUCAAACUGUACAUGAACUUAUAUUAGCUGUGUAAUCAGGGUCCUGCAGUGUAGUAACUUUGCAGUGACCACUAUAAGCUGCUGAGAGGUUUCAUUCGGAAAUAAAUAUAUAGCCAUUUGCAGACAA
This is a messenger RNA of Notolabrus celidotus (New Zealand spotty), 3232 nucleotides long. RefSeq lists its product as uncharacterized. The transcript has 18 exons. The record is from RefSeq and is a predicted model, not a curated record. NCBI's taxonomy places the organism in Eukaryota, Metazoa, Chordata, Actinopteri, Labriformes, Labridae. Bases 99 to 1883 code for a protein of 594 amino acids.